UAAAUAUAAGCGAGACACAGAGGAAGAGAAGACGAAGAAUAAGGCGACCAUGUUGAUUUAAAGGAAGAAGAAACACAAAAGAAACGAUUUAUUUCAACUAAAAAUCAGUUAUUAUAGCGAAUUGUAAAGAAAUUGGUUGAGCAACCGCACACUGAGUAUCCUAUGUAAAAUAAAAGAGAAACUAAGGUUACAAGAUUGAGUUGUUGGCUGACUUUUGAGGAGGCAGCGGGUUAAUCACGGCCACACACGUCACACACCGACCUGAAGACCUGUGGUGCCCGGCGAGAGAGGGUCAAACACCUGGAGGAGAAAGGAAACGCACACUGAGGACUAAAAAGGGGUGGAAAGCUUUUUGGCUUUGGACUAGAAACCCCCUUGUAUUUGUGAAUUCAGGAUCCAGUUUUUUUUCACACAGUCGAGCGACGUAAUCCACACAGUGGAAAUAAUAAAAGGAAAUCAUUACAGACCUUAUGAUUUUGGGGAAAUACUUGUACAAAGUUGGACAACCUUUUUUUCAAGGACGGGGAUAUUGAGCAACUCUUUGGACUCAAAGAGGAAGUUUUGUUCAAUUUGAAACAAAAGCAUUAAGCAUUGAACUAAGAUUAUUUUGAAGAGGCUGUUCCCCAAGUUCAGAUUGCCUUAGUUGUUCUAAUUCAGGACUUGAACCGCUUUGAUACUUGUUCACAUAUAAUUUUUCUAUUUGUGGGCAAGUAUAUUCAUGCAAAUGAGUGCAAAUUUCUCUUCAUUUUGAAGAGCUCUUGUGUAAAAACGUGUUUUUGUUGUUGUUCUUGUACGUCAGUCACUCUGUUGUUGAAGGGGACCGAACUGCACGUACAUGUGUAUAUGUAAAUACUACAAAUUGACUUCUGUUGGACUUAAAAAGAAUAGAGAAUAUUGUUUGUUAAUGCUUUAUUAAACUUUUUUACUUUUGAAGAGAAUUUUUAAAAAGAAAAACCUAAGAGGCAAAAAUCUAAUACUUUGAAGAAGAAAAAAAACAAGGAAAACAGGAAUAAUGGCAACGGCCAGAACAGAAAACUCUGGCCCCGUCAUCAUGGGACUGAACAAGCAGAACGGGCAGCUCAGAGGACAGACCAAACCAGCUCCAGUCCAGCCAGCACCCACAACUCAAGGAAAGGCUCCGGCUGCACCCCAGACAGUGGGCGGUGCCGCUCAGGACGGAGGAGGCAUCAAGUUCGGGGACGACUGGAAGAAGAGCCUAAAGCUCCCUCCCAGAGACGACAGAGUCAGAACCUCUGAUGUCACGUCUACUAAGGGGAAUGAGUUUGAAGAUUACUGUCUCAAAAGAGAACUCCUGAUGGGUAUCUUUGAGAUGGGUUGGGAGAAACCUUCCCCUAUCCAGGAGGAGAGCAUUCCCAUCGCCCUGUCUGGACGGGAUAUUCUGGCUCGGGCUAAGAAUGGAACAGGAAAAAGUGGAGCCUAUCUCAUCCCAAUGCUGGAGAGAAUCGACCUGAAGAAGGACUACAUACAGGCACUUGUCAUGGUGCCCACCCGGGAGCUGGCACUGCAGGUGAGCCAGAUCUCCAUCCAGAUCAGCAAGCACCUGGGGGGGGUCAAAGUCAUGGCAACCACAGGGGGCACCAACCUGCGAGAUGACAUCAUGCGUCUGGAUGAGACCGUGCAUGUGGUCAUUGCCACGCCUGGUAGGAUCCUGGACUUGAUAAAGAAAGGCGUUGCAAAAGUGGAUAGAGUCCAGAUGAUGGUGAUGGAUGAGGCGGAUAAGCUGCUGUCUCAGGAUUUUGUGGUGCUCAUUGAGGAUAUCAUCAGCUUCCUGGCCAAGCACAGGCAGAUCCUGCUCUACUCUGCAACCUUCCCCAUCAGCGUGCAGAAGUUCAUGUCCAAGCACCUUCAGAAACCCUAUGAGAUAAACCUGAUGGAGGAGCUGACUCUGAAGGGCAUCACUCAGUACUACGCCUACGUCACGGAGAGGCAGAAAGUCCACUGUCUCAACACGCUGUUCUCCAGGCUUCAGAUCAACCAGUCGAUCAUCUUUUGUAACUCCACUCAGAGGGUGGAGCUGUUGGCCAAGAAGAUCACUCAGCUGGGAUACUCCUGCUUCUACAUCCAUGCCAAGAUGAUGCAGGAAUACAGAAACCGUGUGUUCCACGACUUCAGAAAUGGACUGUGCAGAAACCUGGUCUGCACUGAUCUGUUCACCAGGGGCAUUGACAUCCAGGCUGUCAAUGUGGUCAUCAACUUCGAUUUCCCCAAGAACGCUGAGACGUACCUCCAUCGCAUUGGAAGAUCAGGGAGGUUCGGUCACCUGGGCCUGGCCAUCAACCUGAUCACAUCAGAGGACCGCUUCAACCUGAAGUCCAUCGAGGACCAGCUGGUGACCGACAUCAAGCCCAUCCCCAGCAGCAUCGACAAGAGCCUCUACGUGGCCGAGUUCCACACUUCCGGAGGAGACUGCGACGUGGAGGAGAUCGAGGAGAAACCAGGACGCCAACAGGACGGCAAAUAAUAACAGGACACGCCGGGCUUUAGCACAGACAACACACGAGCUUCAGGCAACUCUUCAGCUUCUCUUGUUUUCAAAGCCUGUCAAAUGGAUGAAAAGGUGUUUUUUUAUUUUUAAGCAUUUCAUUGUCUUUUUCUCCCAAAAAGCUGCCUCAUUCUUAUCAUUUUUUUGUAUGAAUUCAGAAGCAAUAUUGUUUUGCACCAAACUCAUGGACCAUGCAUCCUGCGUAUGAGCCUAGUGUGUUUACUAGUAUCUCAGUGACACAGCAGCGUAAAUGAGUAUCAAAGCUGUUCAGAAGCCAUUGCUCUGGACACGACUUCCAUUAUCGCAGCCUCUUUAACGUUGAAGCGGUGCACUCCCAGCGGCCGUCGUCCUGUCCACUCACUGUUGUCGUCACUCAAGUGCCUUACUUAUACUCCCAUGUGCACUCAUCCAUUCAUAGCCUGCUGUUUCCUGUCACUGUGCAGCAGAGUACGAGCACAACUACGAUGAAUUUAACCUAAACCCCAGUUAAUUUAAAAAACAUCCAUUAUGCAAGGGAAAAGACAACACAAACAAACAAUCUCCGUAAAAACAUCCUGAAUGUGAACGUUUAUUUUUAAUAUGAACGUUGCAAUAAAAAAAAAAAGGGCAGCUUUAUUGAAAUACUGCGUGACUGUUUUUCCCUUUCCCUAUGAAUAAUACAGAGUUUAGAUGGGUAGAAACACAAGGCCCCAUACUGAUUCCUGGAUGUUAGCCGCUCAGCAGCACGGGGGAUUAAUAGCAGCCUCAUGCUGUGACAUUAUGGCUGUUCUAUAUAAAUACGAAAUAACAUCCUAUUAGGCUGGUGAAUACUGUAAACCCAUUGGCCAGGGAAGCUGUUGAUGACAAACUGUCCUCCUCCUGCACGCUGCUACAGCACAGGAGCGUCAGAGGCGGCUUCUCAGCAGCUUUGAUGGAAACAUUUGCCGACAAGCUGAUACACAUUUCUGUAACAACGGGUCCAAGGAAUACUUUUUUUUUUAUGGAGUUUUGUGCAAAACAAUAGUGUUUAAUUUUUCCCGACUGCUUCGGAUUAAUUAAGAUUUUGUGGAAAAACAAGGAGCAUUUUUGCAAAUCCUUAUUAUUAUUAUUAUUAUUAUUAUUUUUAAAGCCCCAUCAUGUUCAAAUUGAAGUUGGUGAAUGUAUAUGUGAAUACUCUAUCCCAAUGCCAAGCUCACCAGCAUAUUCCCCAGUGUUUAGUUGCUGCUGUUGCAUUAGAAACUCCUCUUCUGGCUGUAUGAGCUUGAAUACUG
Molecule: messenger RNA, 3753 nt
Organism: Gymnodraco acuticeps
Lineage: Eukaryota; Metazoa; Chordata; Actinopteri; Perciformes; Bathydraconidae
Product: probable ATP-dependent RNA helicase ddx6
Exons: 13
Coding region: 1013-2482 (489 amino acids)
Biological process (GO): cytoplasmic stress granule assembly; P-body assembly
Cellular component (GO): cytoplasmic stress granule; P-body
Molecular function (GO): mRNA binding; ATP binding; RNA helicase activity
Source: RefSeq, a predicted model, not a curated record